AGAAGAUCAUAUUGAAAGCAAAAAGAUUUAAAGACAAAACGUAUAAGACAAUAUGUUUGAUUGGGUACAUGGAAACUCUCGAUUACCACUCGCCUUAUCUAUUGUCGAGCUUCUGGUAGAUAUGGAUUGCCAAGGAUGUGAAAGGAAGGUUAGAAGAGCCAUUUCCAAACUCGAUGGAGUUGAUACGGUAGAGAUAGACGUGGAUCGGCAAAAAGUGACGGUCACAGGGUACGUGGAUCGAGAAGAGGUUCUUAAAAUGGUGAAACGAACGGGACGAGUAGUGGAGUUCUGGCCAUUUCCUUAUAAUGGAUAUUAUGGCGACUAUUAUACGUAUCCUGCUCAAUACUUGGAACAAUCGGAUCAGAAGAUAAAUCAUGCAGAAAAUAAUGUUUCAUACAGUGGGAAAUACGAUUUGUAUGAAGACGGUUAUUAUCCUCGUCCGCCCCAAAAAGUUGAUGAAAAUGCUCUUCAUCUCUUUAGCGAUGACAAUGUACAUGCUUGUGCUAUCAUGUGAUUUUUUUGUAUUUUUAUCUUUGC
Eutrema salsugineum is the source of this 537-nucleotide messenger RNA. RefSeq names its product heavy metal-associated isoprenylated plant protein 45. Lineage: Eukaryota; Viridiplantae; Streptophyta; Magnoliopsida; Brassicales; Brassicaceae. The record is from RefSeq and is a predicted model, not a curated record. The transcript has 3 exons. Gene Ontology annotation, molecular function: metal ion binding. The coding region runs from base 53 to 514 and encodes 153 amino acids.